This is a messenger RNA of Paramecium sonneborni, 1719 nucleotides long. The record is from the annotation of a GenBank genome assembly. NCBI's taxonomy places the organism in Eukaryota, Ciliophora, Oligohymenophorea, Peniculida, Parameciidae.
AUGAUUCAAGCCUUAACAAAAAUGGACCCCAUUUAAUAAUAUUAUGUCAAUGAUAACUAUCUCAGAUCUAUUUCAACAAAAGAAAUUAAAACAAAUACUUCAUAUUCACCUAAAGCAUUAAUUUAAGGUUAUUGGAAAAAAAAUUACUAACCCUUUGUAUAAUCAAAUUCAUCCAAUGAAGACUAAAGAGUCACUUUACCCUAAAUAAAUACAAGAUCAUUUCUAGCAAAUGAUUCAAAAAAUGAAGAAUAUCAAAAUGAAUCAAACAAUAGUUUCACUCAUAACAUCCAUCAAGAUCCUAAUUUAGCUAAAUAUAAAAUCAAACCUGCUUGUGCUAAUUACUAUUAGAUGAGAAAAGAAAAAUUUAGCAUUAAAAUACCUGGAAAGGUUAUUAAAGGAAGCUUUUCCCAUAAUAAAAAAAUCCAGUUUCGCACAACAACUAAAAACACUAAUAAGGGUCUAAAAAUUGAGCAAAUUUCAAUUAAAUAGCCAAUAUAAUCUAAAGCAAUAGUAAAAUCUUCUAUUUCAAGCAACUCUUCUCUCGAUAACAAUAUUUCUUCUCAAAAGCCUUUUUAAGAAAUCCACAAAAGCCCAAUAAUUUAAAUUAUAAAACCUAUUACAGCUAAUCCAAAGCCUAAUUCGGAAGUUUAAAUAAAAAAACCCUUCAUUAACACAAUUUUCUUGCAACUUUAACUAAUAAAAACAAUGAAUUCAUCUAUUAGUAAUAUUGCUCUUUUAGUCUUCGAUGAACUAUUAGGAUUUAGUGAAACUAGUUAUUAUGGGUUUUAAUAAGACUUUAUUUAGUCUUAGCUCUUUUUAGAUUAUUAAAAUACAAAAGAUCACUAUUUUUCUAAAUUAAUACACAAUUCUACUAUUUAUGCAUUGAAAAAUUUUAAAGAUCUCAUAUAUGCUUUAUCCAAAACCUUCUAAUUAAUCCUUCUUACAAAAAAUUUAUAAAAUUAACUGACUGAAUAUGUGAAUAUUAAUCGAUUACCUAUUACAGCUAUUUAUUAAAUGAAAGAUCUUAAUCAAUCUACUCUCAAUUUAAAAGCUUUAAAUUGUAUGGAUAUUUUGAAUGAUCUUUAACUUAAAAAACCAAACACUAUCAUAAUUAUAUAGACUUAUGAAAAUUUAUAAUAUAAUCCAAAUUCCAAUAUGAAAAUAUAAGAAUAAUCAAUAAUCUAUCCUUAUGGAAUAGAAAAUGGUAUUAAUCAUCUAUAUACACUCAUUCUACCUAAUUUAAGUAUGUAAAACCUUUUGAAAAAUGAUUAAAAUAAAUCUCAUUAUCAUUUAUUUCAUUCUAUCUACUAUAUUGAAUAAUUUUGUUAAACAAUCUUAAUUAAUUGUGUAUUCGAUCGUAAACCCCUUAACUUAACUAAAUUUUAAAAUUCUGAGUAUAUGAAACAAUUAUAGGAAAAAAUUGAAUUCAAAAUCAAUCAAAUUGAUAAUCUUAAAUCACCCCAAAAUUUAUAAAUAUAGAGAUAUUCAAAAAAAGAAAUGAUUACUAGAAUUUAAGAAAAGUUUGAAAAUUCAUAGAAAUAUCAAGAAUUAUCAUAAGAUCUCGUAUUAAGAAACAAAUAAAUAAUAAAAAGAAUUGGUAAAUAUAAAUAAGAAUCAAUCAACUUACUUUUAAAUGUUAAAGAACAAUUAAAAUAAGAAUUUGAAUUACUAAAUUAUUGUUAAACUCUACUUGAAAAUUGUUAUUAUAUUAUAUUAUGA